AUGGGGCGCAAGUCAGUCACAGGAGGGGAGGCCUUGCCAAAGGGCUUCCCAAUGGUUUACGUCUGGGCCAUUCUGCUGGCAGCAGUUGUGGGGUGCGCGGUUGCCAGCUAUGGAAGCUAUGGUGCGCUGUCUUCUGCUGACAUUUCCGCCCAGCUACGCAUGCGGGGACCCGAGAUGCUGAUGGCAAGACGGGGGAGAGCGCUGUUGCAAGAUCCGCAAGGUGGAACCUCGCCACCUUCGGACAGCAGCAGCCCGGAUUCCACCUCCACUCCUUCGGACACAAACAGUCCGGAUUCAACGCCCGCUCCUUCGGACACCAGCAGUCUGGAUCCGACGCCCGCUCCUCCGGACACUAGCGCGCCUCCCAGCGAAACCCCCGCACCCACAGACGCGCCCGCCCCUACCGAUUCGCCAGUCUCGGAAAGCAGUUCUCCUUCGGAAACGAGCUCCCCUUCUCCAACGGACGCAUCAUCCCCCCCCUCUGAAACCAGCCCCCCCUCGGAAACAAGCUCCCCUUCUGAGACUAGCACGCCUUCUGAGACCAGCCCCACUUCUGAAACCAGGUCCCCUUCUGAAACCAGUUCCCCUUCGGAGACCGAUGCCACUUCCGAGACAAGCUCCCCAACAGACGCGUCUGCGCCGGAAGAUUCUAGCACGCCUCCCCCAACAGAAACACCGGGCGCUUCAGCACAGGCCCCCGCCUCGAGUGAAACCCCAGCCCCGACCGACUCCCCAACAGACGUGCCGUCCUCGUCGGAGGGAUCCCCUUCUCCGACCCCGACAGAUACGAGCGCCCCAGCCCCUGGCCCAGAGUCUGCAAUCACAAUGCAGAAGGGAGACGGAUCUUCGCCUUCUGCUGAGGGGCCGGCUUCUGCGGUGAUCGUCGUGCAAAACUUGGUUGUGGCGUCUGGCGAUUCCCCAUCUCCUACCGGAGCACCCUCAGACAGCGAAAACCCCUCCCCUAGCGAUACCCCCGCGUCAAGUGACACCCCCUCUCCUAGCGAAACCCCCUCCCCAACCGAAGACCCCUCAUCCACAAAUACCCCCUUUGCAAGUGACGCUCCUUCCCCGAGCGAUGCUCCUUCUUCAAGUGACGCUCCUUCUCCGAGUGACGCACCUUCUCCGAGCGAUGCUCCUUCAUCCACCGACGCCCCGUCUGCCAGCGAUACUUCUUCUCCGACAAAUGCCCCCGCGCCAACCGACGCCCCUUCCUCAAGUGACAACCCUUCAUCCCCCGACGCCCCCUCUGCCAGCGAUACCCCCUCUUCUAGUGACACUCCUUCCCCAACCAACGGCCCGUCUUCGAGCGAAGCCCCUUCUCCAACUGAUGCCCCGGCAUCAAGCGGGACGGACUCUCCAAGUCCGACUCCCACAGAGUCAAUGACGUCAUCGCCCACGUCAGCGCCGAGCGGGGGGUCGUCCGCUCAGACUCCGGGCCAGGUUCCAACCAAUGUGUGCUCCACUACUCCCAACGACCCCGUGUCCACGACCUACGCUAACCUCAUUUCUAACCCGGGUUUCGGGAGCGGCAUCCCAACCGGCUGGCAAUGCGUGGGCGGUUGCACGCUCUCCCCUUCCACCGACGGCUCCUACGCCGUCGCUUCCAGCAGGAGCGACGCUAACCAGGGUCCCGGUUGGGACUUAACCGGGCAGUUCAGCGCCGGGGCGUUCUAUAACUUCCAGGUCUGGGCGCAGCUCCCCAGCGGGAAGCAGAACGUUCAGAUGUUCCUGGAGACGACCGUGGACGGAGUGACGUCAUCUGCGACUCUCGGGCAGUCGAUGAUCGUCAGCGGGUGUUGGACUCAGAUGCUGGGCUCGUAUACGGCGUUAGGCACGGAGAGCAACGUCGUGCUUUCGAUCGGUGGCGCGGACUCCGGGGGGGACGUUUGGGUGGCGUUUGCUGCGGCGUUUGACCCCCCUGCCGAGACUUUGCCCGUGCUCCGGUCGUUCGCUGCCGCUACGCAUGGGCUGUGCUCCGGUUCUACCAACACCGGCGCCGGAGCCGGUAACGUCAUCGCCAACCCGGGCUUUCUGGCCGGUCUCCCGACCGGUUGGACCAGUUUCGGCACGUGCACGGUCACCGUCAGCAGUGACGCCAGCUACAUUCUCGUCACCGGGCGGCAGCAGACGUUCGCCGGGCCGGCCUGGGACGUAACGUCUCUGCUGACGCAAGGCACGGGUUACACCGCCCAGGUGUCGGUACAACUUGCUGCCGGUAGCUCCGCGGUUUCGAUCACCAUGAAACGAACAGUGGGGGGACAGUUGAGCUACGACCCGGUUGGUACCGGCCAAGCGAGCGCCGGGUGCUGGACCACACUCAGGGGGACGUAUACGCUAUCGGGGCCCGCCGACAGCCUGGUUAUGUAUCUGGAGGGGGCGCCCGUGGGGAGCGACGUUUAUAUCCAGACGGCGGCGCUGUUCCCGGCCGCCGUGGCGGCGACGCCGGCGGCCACGUCAGCACCGGGGUCGGCCCCGAGCAACAUCUGUUCCGGUUCCAGCACCAACGGCAUCACCGGUUCCAACCUCAUUGACACGUCAUCCUCGCAAAGCGGGUGGUCCUGCAUCGGCUGCUCCCUGGCGCUCUCUUCCGACCGGUCCUACACCCAAGCUACCGGUCGCACCGCGGCCUACCAGGGCCCCAGUUGGGACCUCACUAACCGGGUUUCUAUCGGACAGCCCGUGACCGUCCAAGUUUACGCGCAACUCUCUAGCGGUUCCUCCACGGUGAAACUGACCGCGAGGAAGACUAGCGGGUCGAGCACCACGUAUAUCCCGGUCGGGCAGGGCCAGGCGUCCGCGGGGUGCUGGACGCAGAUCUCCGGAACGUACACUUUGGACGGUCCGGCGGAUUCCGUUGUGGUGUAUUUGGAAGGGGCGCCGGGCGGAACGGACGAGUAUGUGAAGUCGCCGGCCGCGUUUGCGCAGGGGAGCUCAGGGGGAAGCUCCGGGGGAAGCUCUGGAGCAAAUGUGAACGUGUGCUCCGGCUCCUCCAAUGACGCCGUCUCCGGAACCAACCUGAUCUACAGCCCGGGUUUCCUGGGCGGCCCGCCCGCCGGGUGGUCUUGCUUCGCUUGCCAGCUCAAGAUCUCUUCGGACCAGACAUACGCUAUUGGAUCCGGACGUACGGCGUCGUUCAACGGACCGUCCUGGGACCUUAGCAGCAAACUCUCUCAAGGCGCAACCUACACCGCCCAAGUCCUGCUUCAAGUCUCCUCGGGGAGCCCCUCGGUAAAGCUCACCAUGCACACCAGCCUCGGCGGCGGCUCUGACGUUUACACUAACGUCGCGUCCGGUACGGCGCAAACCGGGUGCUGGACGCAGCUCAAGGGGGCGUAUACGGUAUCCUCUCCCGCCGAUACGAUAACGAUGUACGUGGAGGGCCCGCCGUCCGGGGUGGACGUAUACGUCAUGGUGGCUGAGAUCGUGCUGACGUCAGGGGGCGGCGGGUCUGGGGGGCCAGGGAAUAUGUGCCCCAACUCGCUCAACAACCCCGUGUCAUCCAACACCAUCAUCGCCAACGGCUUCCAGAACGGGGUCCCCAGCGGCUGGAGCAAGUUCGGCCAGGUCGAUCUGGGAAUCUCCGGUGACGGAACAUACGUAGUUGCUUCCAACCGGGGCCAGGAGUUCUCGAGCCCCUCCUGGGACGUUACCGGAUCGCUUUCCGUCGGAACAUUCUACAAGCUCUCCUCCUGGAUCUCCAUCCCCGCCGGCCAGACCGCCCGGAUCGCGAUCGCGAUCUCCGUAACGAUCGGCGGAAACACAAACUACUACUGCGGGGGUCAGAUCGCACUGACCGGGGGAUGCUGGACCCAGCUAAACGGCGGGUAUACACACCAGAAAGGCGCGGACCGGGUCAACAUUUACCUCCAGGGGCCAGCCCCGGGGGUGGAUAUUCACAUCCGGGGUUUUUACAUGCAACCCAUCACGCGCGCGUCGUGGCUCGCGGACAUCCGGCGUACGGACGUCCGCGUGCACGUCCAAGACAGCAACGGUAACCCGGUUCCUAACGCGAACGUCCAAGUCGACCAAACCAAGCAAGCGUUCCCCUUUGGAGUCGCCAUCAACUACCAGCUCCCCCAAAACACCCAGUACCAAAACUGGGUUAAGCAGCGGUUUAACUGGGUGGUUUUCGAGAACGAGGCCAAGUGGUACCACACGGAGCCGUGGAAACAGGGAGAAUACAAUUACGGUGACGCGGACGCGAUGACCGAUUGGGCGAUCAACAACGGCAUCUCCGUCCGGGGCCACACCGUCUUCUGGGAGAGCCCGCGCGCGCAGCAGCCCUGGGUGAUGUCACUCCCCACCGACCAGCUCCGGGCGGCCAUGAACACCCGGAUCACGCAAGUCGUGCCCCGGUACAAGGGCCGGUUCAAGCACUGGGACGUCGACAACGAGGCGCUUCACCCCGACUACUACCCGCCGCUUCUGGGCUCGGGGAUCCAACAGUGGAUGUACCAGACGACCCAACAGCUCGACCCGAACGUCCAAAUGUUCAUCAAUGAGUUUAAUGUCCUGGAAGAGUGCGACGCGGCCGCAAACCCGGACACGUUCAUCGCGCAGGCGCAGAGCAUCGAGGCGUGGGGGAGUCAGGUCAGCUUCGGCUGCCAGUCCCACUUCGGCAACCCCGUCCAAGCGUUCAAGCUGCGCGCGGAGCUGGACCGGCUGGCCAGCCACGGACGUCCGAUCUGGAUCACGGAGAUGGACUCGUCCGAAACGGACGAGAACACCAAGGCCGACUAUUUGGAGUACGCCUACCGGGAGUAUUUUGCGCACCCCGGAGUGCACGGAAUUAUGGCGUGGACCGUUUGGGAGGGGCCCUUCGAGUGUCAAGUUUGCUCUGUUAACGGCGAUUUCUCCAACAAGCCCUCGGGCGCGCGCGUCGACCAGCUCCUCCUCUCCGAGUGGCGCACCACCGGGCAGACCGGGACGACCGGUUCUUCCGGCGCGGGUUUCGCCUACCGCGGCUUUUACGGCGACUACCGGGCGCAAAUCUCCUACCAGGGGCAGUCUUGGUCGCCCACUUUCACCGUGCAACCGGGCCAGAACGGCGCCGACAUUUACCUGACCAUCCCGGUGACGGUCGCCGCGGCUCCGUCGCCCAGCCCAAGCCCCCAAAGCUCGCCCUCGCCGCGGCCGUCGGCCAGCGCGUCGCCCAAACCCUCGGCGUCAGCGCAGCCGUCGCCCAGCGCGCGCGCGUCGCCUUCGGUUCGCCGUCGCACGAGCGCGCGCGCGUCGCCCUCAGCGCAACCCUCGCAAAGCCCCCAGACCUCGCCGUCCGCGAGCCCGCCCGCGUCGGCCUCCCCAAGCCCCCAACCCUCGCCAAGCGUUGGCGCGUCACCUUCGUCAAGCCCUCAACCUUCUCCGUCCGCUCAUGCGAGCCCAACCUCUGGAGCUUCUGCCUCCCCCAGCUCGUCUCCUCAACCGGGGGCUUCGUCUUCCCCUUCCCAAUCCCCCCAAUCUCCUUCGGUCCCUUCCCCCUCCCCUUCUUACAGCCCGCUUCCUUCGCCGGAGGGAUCCCCCUCGCCUUCCCCAAGCCAAGACACGCCGCUCACUCAGUGCCCCUAUUGGCUCGGCUACACCACGUGCUACAACGCCGACGGCACGAUCCCGUCGUGCUGCAACCCGGACUGCUCCGCCACGCAGUCCUGCGUCCUGCUGAGCUCGAUGAUGACGUCACAGUACCGCCAGAACUUCGCGGUCCUGACGCCCCCCGAGUGCCCCUACUUGUUGGGCUACACGACUUGCUACAACGCCGCGGGAACCGUCGCGAGCUGCUGCCCGGGGAGUUGCGACAGACCAACCGGGGAGUGUUACCGGGCGGACUCGCCCCCGGUUACGACUGCCCCAACUUCGGCGUCGCACAGACACCUCCUCGGAGAGGAUCAACCGGGGCUCGUCAGCGUUGACCUCCACAUGACGGACGGCGCCGGCGUGUUUGGCGCCGUGAGUGACGUCAGGGGCAUGCGACGGCUCCUGGCGGCCGUCGCAGAGCGGAAUGCCGCCGCGGAAGCGGAAGAGGUUCGGGAAAGUGAGGACUCGGAGGAAAGCCCCGAGGAGAGCGAGUCGGCGCUCGGGGACUGCUCUGAGGAGUUGGUCGGGAGGGAGCUGAUCGAUGCCGGGGGCAACAUCGUGAGGCAAUGCCGGCGACGGACGUCUCAGGAGUCAUACUCUAGCGCUUUUGCCGAGAGGCUUCUUGGGGAAAGCACGUCGAGUAAGGAGGCGGAGCUCCUCAAGAACCGGAAACGGAAAGCUCGGAACGCACGAAGGCACGGAUUGCACCAAGUUUGA
This is a messenger RNA of Klebsormidium nitens, 6288 nucleotides long. Lineage: Eukaryota; Viridiplantae; Streptophyta; Klebsormidiophyceae; Klebsormidiales; Klebsormidiaceae. The record is from the annotation of a GenBank genome assembly.